AGUUAAAUCGGUUAGACUAAUGAACCAGUGAAUAAAACGGUUUGAUGAUCGGUCCAGUUUUCAGAACUUUGGUUUUAACCCAGCUGGCAGCCGCCACCGUCAAAUAUGUGGGCUCUUCGUGGUCGAGCUUCUCUUCUUCCUCUCAGGAGGGCAUAUGACCGUUUGUUGUUGCCGAAUACGUUUUACCAUUAUGGGCAUGCCUCCCUGAAAUUCGCUGUGAGUAGGCGCGAGCUUUCUUGGCAAAGUGAUGCCAAUAGCAUGGAAGAUCGCGAUAAAAAAGGAUGUUUUGAUGUGCCUACGGGUAUGUUUGCCGAAGAAACGGAAGAAAGAAUCGAACGAGAUAUCUCACGGGCAAGGCGCAUGGUUAAGCUUAACCCCUUCGACACUGAGUAUAAAGCUGCGCUGCUUGAGAAGUUGUUCGAAGCAAAAAGUCAUUUUCCUAACAGAUAUCUUCCUGCCUAUGUUAGCUUCAUUGCUAAAUCGUCUCGUUAUGAGUUACAUGAGUUAAAACUAUACUUUGAGGGUUCUCCUUCUGACUGGAGUGCUGGAGUUCUCCGAUCAAUUCGAGGUGCUCAUGGAAAAAGAAAGGCAAGGGUAGUUGAAGACCUUAUAGCAGCUGGGUUGAAAGAAAAGGCCAAAGAGUUAUUGAAGGAAAUGGAAGAUGAAGACUUGCCAAAAAACCCUCAGGUUGGUAAGUACAUAAUUAGGUCUUAUGCUAAAUUGGCUGAUACAACUGAAAUGAGAAGAAUUUGGCAGCUUUGUAAAGCUUGCCCUCAAAGGGAAGUAUGUCUGGGUGCAAUUGAGGCUUUUGGCUUAGUGAAUCAAAUCGAUGAAGCAGAGGCCGUUUUGGAGUUUAUGUCAAAAAGAUGGCGGCUUAUUCCCAGGAACUACUCACUUAUGCUGAAGAUUUAUGCAAAUAAUAAGAUGGUAAAAAAGGGCAAGGAUCUCGUUAAGCGAAUGGCAGACAGUGGGAUGCGAAUAGGCCCAUUGACAUGGGAUGAUCUAGUUAAUCUUCAUAUCAAAGCAGGGGAAGUUGAGAACGCAGAAACCAUUCUGGAGAAGGCAGUCCUGCAGAACCAGGGAAAACCAUUUAUCAAUUCUUAUACUGCUAUUAUGGAGAUGUAUGCCCAAAAAGGUGAUAUCCAUAAUACAAAGAGGAUUUGGCGCAAAAUGGAUGAUGAAAUGGGCUACAAGUUGACUUCGAAGCAGUACGAAGUUCUAAUGCAAGCCUAUUCAACUGCCAAGGUUCCAGUGAGAUAAAGUAAAAAAAUAAGUAAUAAAAAGUGGAUAUAAAAUUUAACUUCUUAGUCAAUAUAAUUAUAACGUUAGUUUGAGUGUGAUCAAUUGAAAGUUAAGAAUGGAAGCAGCAUCUGGUUUAGUUCCCUCUGCAGAAAAUAUGCACCAUCAGUACUAUUUAAUUGUUACCAUAGGGCUGGAAAUGAUUUGUUUCUCAUUGUAAAUAUUUUCUAAUUACUUUUUUAUAUAUUAUGCAGGUUAAUUUUUUAGGGUAUCGAUAGAAAAUAUUAAGCUGUUCAUCAUUAUGGUUUAUUGGUAAAAGAUGUAGUGUUGAACUGAUAGAUGUAGUAAUGUUGACUUGAGAGAAAAUAUACACCAUCAUUAUGACUUUUACUAA
This is a messenger RNA of Arachis ipaensis, 1633 nucleotides long. RefSeq names its product pentatricopeptide repeat-containing protein At1g80270, mitochondrial. The record is from RefSeq and is a predicted model, not a curated record. Gene Ontology annotation, cellular component: mitochondrion. Gene Ontology annotation, molecular function: protein binding. Lineage: Eukaryota; Viridiplantae; Streptophyta; Magnoliopsida; Fabales; Fabaceae.